GUAUUUGCUGUAGAAAAAAAUUAGUUUUUCUGUAAAAUUCUUUACCAAUCUCCUUCAGGAGACCGACCGAUAAUCAGGAGAGGGGGAUUUCGAAUUUCCCGGGCGCUCCUGGAAAUUACCCACAAGAAAGUCUGUUUUUCAGUCAACGCCGUGUAAUAUGGCGGACGUAGUAGCUGACGUGCCUGACCAUUGUCCAGGAACACAAAGUGAGAAUGCUGGAAAAGCAUCAGCCUGUGCAGGCUGCCCAAAUCAAAAUAUUUGCUCCUCUGGAGAAGCUAACAAAGUAGAUCCUGGGGUCGAACUUGUCAAGGAACGUCUGUCUCACGUUAAGAACAAAAUUCUGAUACUCUCGGGUAAAGGUGGUGUUGGAAAGAGCACCAUCACCUCACUCAUUUCCAGAGCAUUGGCAGCAGAUGAUUUAGAACGUAAUGUUGCAGUCUUAGAUAUAGACAUUUGUGGCCCAUCUCAACCAAGGGUACUGGGAGUGCUGGGUGAACAAGUUCAUCAAAGUGCUUCAGGAUGGUCUCCAGUGUACAUCGAAGACAACUUGUCACUUAUGUCGAUUGGAUUUCUUCUUGGCAGUCCAAGUGAUGCAGUUAUAUGGCGGGGUCCCAAAAAAAAUGGUAUGAUCCGUCAGUUUUUAUCUGACGUUGACUGGGGAACCCUAGAUUAUCUGAUAUUGGAUACACCACCCGGUACAUCAGAUGAACAUUUGUCGGCAACAUCGUAUUUGAAAGGUGCAGGAAUCACGGGUGCGUUAGUGGUCACUACUCCACAGGAAGUUGCUCUCCUCGACGUCAGAAAAGAGAUUGAUUUUUGUAACAAAGUGAAGAUCCCUAUUCUUGGUGUAAUAGAAAAUAUGAGCGCAUUUGUCUGUCCGAAAUGCAAGACUUCGACCGAAAUAUUCCCUGCGUCAACUGGUGGUGGGCGUCAAUUAUCUACAGAUCUAAACAUUGAAUUCUUGGGGUCCAUUCCUCUGGACCCACUGUUAGCCAGAUGUUGUGAUGAAGGAAAAAACUUCAUCACCGAAAUGCCUGAUUCACCAGUCGUAGCUGCGUUGUCACCGAUAAUUCAAAGAAUUAUACAGAAGUGCAGUAAGAAGGAAACUACAUCAGUGGUGGACGAUUGAACGUAGACUUCUAUUUUGCAUAGGAUUAGAUGUAUCGAAUUGCUAUUAUGAAACUUUUGAGAUUUUAUUUCUGACGAUUGUUAAAUCUCGGCUAACGAUGUAGAAUAACAUGGCGUUAAGUAAAUAGUAUACAGAAAUUGAUCAAAAGUGAACCAAUUUUUAUGAGCGCUUGGAAAAUUUUGCACAAAUAAAAAUUUACUAUUUUCUCUA
Messenger RNA from Athalia rosae (coleseed sawfly), 1339 nucleotides. It is a transcript of the gene Nubp1, whose product is annotated as cytosolic Fe-S cluster assembly factor NUBP1 homolog. The transcript has 7 exons. Gene Ontology annotation, cellular component: cytosol. The coding region runs from base 158 to 1129 and encodes 323 amino acids. The record is from RefSeq and is a predicted model, not a curated record. Gene Ontology annotation, molecular function: ATP binding; ATP-dependent FeS chaperone activity; 4 iron, 4 sulfur cluster binding. Gene Ontology annotation, biological process: iron-sulfur cluster assembly. Lineage: Eukaryota; Metazoa; Arthropoda; Insecta; Hymenoptera; Athaliidae.